AUGGAUAAUAUACAAUAUGAGGGGAAAAUUAACCAAAUUCUUAGGGAUGAAACUAGAUAUGCUUGUGUUUCUAGGAAUGAGGUAAAUUUGGCCUAUCAUAAAAUAGACACAAGACUUGAAGAUAUGGUAUAUGAAGGGAAUAUAGACAAAAAAACACAUGAUUAUUUAAUAUUGGUAGAGAAACCAAAAAUUCCUGUCAUAUUCAGAAUUCCCAAAAUUCAUAUAAACCUUAAAAACCCACCCUUUAGGCCUAUUGUAUCUGCUGAUGGAUCAGAAACCACAACUCUGGCAAAAUUUGUGGAUACAAAGGUGAAACAUAUCUGUGUAAACAAAAAAGUCAUAUUAAAAGACUCUUGGGAUUUAUUAAGGGAAUUAACUUCAGAUUUAUAUACUGAAAAUUUAAUAUUUGUAACUGUUGAUAUAGCCGACCUGUUCUCCUCUAUACCCUAUUCAACAGGAAUGAAUAUGUUUGAGGAAAUUGUUUUCAAAAACAGUCCUUUGAAAACUCCACUGCAAGUUUUGGAUGUUGCCAACUGCUGCCUGACUCAUGUGGACAUGGCAUAUCUAGCAAAUAGCCUUCAUUCAGAACAUCUGGUGGAACUGGACCUUAGUGGCCACAGUGUAACAGAACUCUUCCCUUCAACCUUCUUCAAGCUGCUGAAUCGUGCAUCCCAUACCCUAAAGAGACUGACUCUGGAGGAGUGUAACAUUGGGGACGGGCAGAUCAACAUGAUGAUUUUAGGUUUAGUUUCCUGCCGUAGGCUCCAGGAGUUCAGGUUCAUUGGUAAUCCCAUAUCAUCCAGAGGCCUGAAACGAUUAUUCAACAUGUUUAUUGGUCUUCCACAACUCCAGUAUGUUGAGUUUCCUGUCCCUCGGGAAUGCUACCCUGAUGAUGUCACUUAUCCUUUAGAUGAGACAACUCUUUCAAGUUAUGAUCGCAACAAAUAUGAAGAUAUAAGGGCAGAACUUCAGUUAAUACUAGUUCAUGCAAACCGUGAAGAUAUUUCAGUGUCAACACCUCUGUUUGGGAGUUUUGAUCCUAACAUUCAUGAAACCAGCUAUGAACUAGGGGUAGGCAUGCUCCAGUCCUUCAAAGAUGCUCUCGCCAGCUUUGUGACAUCACUAAAAAAUGUGAAUUAAGUUAUUCAAUUAGUCAAGACAGGAUUUUUGUUUGACUAUUUUUAAGUUGUGCUUCAUUUUAUUUUUUGUGUACUGGACACAAUCUCACUGCACCUUCUAGCCCAAUGACAUUAUUUGUGAGUUAAAAUAUAACCACUGCUAGCCUGGUGAGCUGCUUACAGUAUGACCUCAGGAAAGGAGCUGCAGAUGCCAGAGCACAUCACCAGACUAUACUUGUGAUUUCAUUGGCUAGCUGCUGUUUUCAUUCUCUAGGGUGUUGGAGUCCACUGACAUAUAUGCUUGUACAGUGACCUGAGACACAUAUGUAAACCUGUCAUCGGGAGACUGCCUAUGGCCUAGUAUGGAGUAUUACACAAAGCAGCCUAUUCAAAUGGUACUCAGUUAAUGGGGUGUAGCAUUCUACCUAUCCUAUGUAGAAGUCAGAACAACUAACUAUAUACAAAUAGCUGUGUCUGCUUGUAAAUGAAAACAACAGCAUAUAUGCACCUAUAUUGUUGCGCAACCUAACCUGUCUUUUGUCCCUAACAGUGAAUGUUGCUGUAAGGUCAGACAGAACAUAUUUGUAAAAGGUGAAAACAUUCGAUAGAAGUGGUUUGGGAUAUGUACAUUUUGAAACUGUUCAUUUUCCUUUUUAUGGAGGACAUUUUAAUAUCACUACAAGCUGAGUGUCUCAAAGGCAUCUCUCUAUAUCCUCUAACCUGCUCCAUAAACAGCAACAAAUAAUUAAAAUCUGCAAACACUGUGAAUUACAGCAUUUUGACUCAUCUGACAUACUCUGACAUGCUCACAUAGAGUGGACUUACUUUUGUGCCUUUUAGUGCAUUAUAUCUGUCAUUUGAAUUGGUACUCCAUGAUGUACUGGGAAAAUAAAUACUCCAUUUUAUCUCA
This is a messenger RNA of Protopterus annectens (West African lungfish), 2028 nucleotides long. It is a transcript of the gene LRRC14B, whose product is annotated as leucine rich repeat containing 14B. The record is from RefSeq and is a predicted model, not a curated record. Gene Ontology annotation, cellular component: cytoplasm. Lineage: Eukaryota; Metazoa; Chordata; Ceratodontiformes; Protopteridae. The transcript has 2 exons. Bases 1 to 1140 code for a protein of 379 amino acids.